Papilio xuthus (Asian swallowtail) is the source of this 1004-nucleotide messenger RNA. RefSeq lists its product as uncharacterized. The record is from RefSeq and is a predicted model, not a curated record. The coding region runs from base 110 to 1000 and encodes 296 amino acids. NCBI's taxonomy places the organism in Eukaryota, Metazoa, Arthropoda, Insecta, Lepidoptera, Papilionidae. The transcript is spliced from 2 exons.
GCGAUGAAGUGUACUCUACUGUCUACUGCCGCUGUGUUUAUAUAUUGUUUAUAUGAAUAUUUGUUUUUAAAUAAUACUUAGUGCUUUUGGAAUGUGACUGGACGAAAACAUGUAUUUCUUAGGCGCAGUGUCUGCAAGUAUGCUGUUCUCAAGUCUGCUUCUUGUGACGAUAUCAUUUACUACUAGCGCUGUAGGAAACAAAUGUAAGACAUGCGUCAAAGUAAAUUCAGCUUGUUACAACGUAACACAUCUGUUUGAACUAGAAGCGCCUUUCAGAAACACCGUGGUGAUACAUAAAAUGGGAAUACUCAGGUCAAGAAAUGUGUUGUACUUCAGUUUUGAACCGGCACUUGAAGAUUUAGAAUACAACAAAAUAGGUUUUGUUAGUUUAGACAAUCCCGAAGAAAGGGGUAUAAUUUCUGGCAAUAAAAUUAUGAACUUCGGCACAUUUGAUGUGGAUCAGAUUAACGAAAUCAUUUACUUAGGUGGUAGCGAUGGCAUUUUCGUUUUAGAAACGAAAGAAAAUAUCUUGGCAUUCUUCAGUUCUAGAGGCGAUUCAAUACAGAAUAUAUUUUACAAAGGUAAUGUGUAUUUCGUUAUAACUGGCCAGAGUAAAAUAACAAGAAAGAAAGGAGAUAACUUCGAAGCGUAUUUAGAAAGUGAACGAAUUAAAAACUUCGUCAUAACUAAGAACGAUGUUAUUGUUUAUUUAAGUAUACUUGGUUUGUUUGUUACUAAAAGGAAUGAAACUGUACAUUUAUCUAAUAAUCCAUUUUUUAGAGGGUUAACUAUUGAUUUAGAUGACGUUGUUUAUACUUGGUGGGUUGAUGGAAUCUAUAGAGUGAAUAUAGCAAAGAAUUUAACUGAAUCUUACAUAAACAGAGUAGUAUACCUAACUACAAUAGGUUCUUUAGUCUUUGAUAACGAUAACAACGUUUUAUUUACGUCGGAUAAAGGUUUAUAUGCACUUACAGAAACUAAUUUAACGACAAUUUGUUAAAUAA